Suncus etruscus (white-toothed pygmy shrew) is the source of this 1632-nucleotide messenger RNA. It is a transcript of the gene IMPDH2, whose product is annotated as inosine monophosphate dehydrogenase 2. NCBI's taxonomy places the organism in Eukaryota, Metazoa, Chordata, Mammalia, Eulipotyphla, Soricidae. Gene Ontology annotation, molecular function: IMP dehydrogenase activity. The transcript is spliced from 14 exons. Gene Ontology annotation, biological process: GTP biosynthetic process. Gene Ontology annotation, cellular component: cytoplasm. The coding region runs from base 28 to 1572 and encodes 514 amino acids. The record is from RefSeq and is a predicted model, not a curated record.
CCUCUGUCGGCCCGCCCGCCCGCCGCCAUGGCCGACUAUCUCAUCAGCGGCGGCACCUCGUACGUGCCCGACGACGGGCUCACGGCGCAGCAGCUCUUCAACUGCGGGGACGGCCUCACCUACAAUGACUUCCUCAUCCUCCCGGGCUACAUCGACUUCACUGCAGACCAGGUGGACUUAACUUCUGCCCUGACCAAAAAGAUCACGCUGAAGACUCCACUGGUUUCCUCACCUAUGGACACAGUCACAGAGGCUGGGAUGGCCAUCGCAAUGGCGCUUACAGGUGGCAUUGGCUUCAUCCAUCACAACUGUACGCCAGAGUUCCAGGCUAAUGAAGUUCGGAAAGUGAAGAAAUACGAGCAGGGAUUCAUCACAGACCCUGUAGUCCUCAGCCCCAGAGAUCGAGUACGGGACGUGUUUGAAGCCAAGGCCCAGCAUGGCUUCUGUGGUAUUCCCAUUACUGACACGGGCCGAAUGGGGAGCCGUCUGGUGGGCAUCAUCUCCUCCAGGGACAUCGACUUCCUCAAGGAGGAAGAGCAUGAUCGUUUCUUGGAAGAGAUCAUGACAAAGAGGGAUGACUUGGUGGUAGCCCCUGCAGGCGUCACGCUGAAGGAAGCAAAUGAAAUUCUGCAGCGCAGCAAAAAAGGAAAGUUGCCCAUCGUAAAUGAAGAUGAUGAGCUGGUGGCCAUCAUUGCUCGAACAGAUCUGAAAAAGAACCGGGAUUACCCCUUGGCCUCUAAAGAUGCCAAAAAACAGCUGCUGUGUGGUGCAGCUAUUGGCACUCAUGAGGAUGACAAGUAUCGACUUGACUUGCUGGCCCAGGCUGGCGUGGACGUUGUGGUUUUGGACUCUUCCCAGGGAAACUCCAUCUUCCAGAUCAACAUGAUCAAGUACAUCAAAGAGAAAUAUCCUAGUCUUCAAGUCAUUGGAGGCAAUGUGGUCACAGCUGCUCAGGCAAAGAACCUUAUUGAUGCUGGCGUAGAUGCCCUGCGGGUAGGCAUGGGCAGUGGUUCCAUCUGCAUCACCCAGGAAGUGCUAGCCUGUGGACGGCCCCAAGCAACAGCAGUAUAUAAGGUGUCAGAAUAUGCACGGCGCUUUGGUGUUCCUGUCAUUGCUGAUGGAGGAAUCCAAAAUGUAGGUCAUAUCGCUAAAGCCUUGGCUCUUGGUGCCUCCACAGUUAUGAUGGGCUCCCUCCUGGCUGCUACCACAGAGGCCCCUGGCGAGUACUUUUUCUCUGAUGGAAUAAGGCUAAAGAAAUACCGCGGUAUGGGCUCUCUUGACGCUAUGGAUAAGCAUCUCAGCAGCCAGAACAGAUAUUUCAGCGAAGCUGACAAAAUCAAGGUGGCCCAGGGUGUGUCUGGGGCUGUUCAAGACAAAGGCUCCAUCCACAAAUUUGUACCUUACCUCAUUGCUGGCAUCCAGCACUCUUGCCAGGACAUUGGUGCCAAGAGUUUAACCCAAGUUCGAGCCAUGAUGUAUUCUGGGGAGCUCAAGUUUGAAAAGAGAACGUCUUCAGCUCAGGUGGAAGGUGGUGUCCAUGGCCUCCAUUCGUACGAAAAACGCCUUUUCUGAAUAGGGAUUCUGCACACUCAGCUGGUUUUUUUGUUUGUUUUUCAAUAAAAAUUUGAAAAA